Medioppia subpectinata is the source of this 591-nucleotide messenger RNA. Lineage: Eukaryota; Metazoa; Arthropoda; Arachnida; Sarcoptiformes; Oppiidae. The record is from the annotation of a GenBank genome assembly.
CUUGAUAACAAAAAACAAGUGAUUACAAGCGUUAACUGCAAUAAAUAACAGACUUUUUACUCAAAUUUUGCACAAUUUUUACCUUUCGCUUUCAUUUCACGGUUUAAUUUUUUGUGCGCCUAUUAUCGGUGUUUGGCCGUAGUUUUGAUCACACUUUCAAUCAAAUCCGCCGUAAAUGCAAAUCCGGACAACAAUUAUAAGCCGUUUGUAUUAAACACUGGUUUUCGGUGCGAAACCAAUCAAACCCGAAGUCAAAUGAGACCCGAUUUAAGUGUCCAACUAAUCACGUGGAAUGUGAAGUCAGAGCAAUGCAAAUGUGAUUUAACGCAACUCUUGGACAUCGAUGUCGACGACCCGAGUGUCGGCCACACCAGCGCUGGUCAACAGCCGUUGGCCGACGUGUACGCCAUCGGCCUUCAAGAGGUGGCCUUCCGGCCGACGUCACUGGUGUUCACCGACCCGUGGGUCACAGCGUUGGACAAACUGUUCCGCCAAUUGGAUUACGUGCGGCUCAAACAGAUCCGAUUGGUCGGCAUUUUGCUGGUGGUCUACACCCGACGGCAACUGUUGCCACGCUUUCGCUCUGUCGAG